Stomoxys calcitrans (stable fly) is the source of this 4266-nucleotide messenger RNA. Its product is annotated as dipeptidyl peptidase 9. Lineage: Eukaryota; Metazoa; Arthropoda; Insecta; Diptera; Muscidae. Gene Ontology annotation, molecular function: serine-type peptidase activity; dipeptidyl-peptidase activity. The record is from RefSeq and is a predicted model, not a curated record. The transcript has 12 exons. Gene Ontology annotation, biological process: proteolysis. Bases 304 to 3669 code for a protein of 1121 amino acids.
AAGUCGAAUUUUAGAUCCCUACGAAAAAUAAAAAUUCUUCAUAGAUAUUAUUUUUCUUUUUUUGAAAUUUAUAUCGUGCUGACAAAAUUCAAGAUUUUAUAGAGUAGCCAGAUAAAGGAACAGAACUUAAGGUGCAAGAAUUCGUCUGCAAUAUGAUGAUAAAUGCGAAUCUUACAGGAAGAAGGAAUCUCACCAGGAAGAAACAAUAGAAAGGAACGUUGGGGAAAUCCAUGCUGCCAUUGAAGUAAUUAUUCAUAGAAAGCUAACAGACAGUGAGUGAGAAGUGGAAUUUAAGUGGAAAUUAUGGACACUACCAUGACACAGCAUAGAAAUCGUAUGCAGUCGUCGACGUCAACAACAAAUAGUAGUUCAGCGUCCGGCAGUAUCAAUGUUGCAUCUCCCAUAAACAGUAGUAACAAUGGCCAGGGCUCAACAUCGGCAAUCAUUUCACAAUCUCCACCUGCCAUAGAAAGAAGCACAUCGUCAUUUGCCAAUCUCUUGGAUGGCUUUACUUCGCGUGUUUCAGGAGAUCGUCAGAGUCAGAGUGCUGCUAGUACUCCGAGUUCCAGCAGUUCUUCGGCUGUGUUGCCAAUGAUAGGUGGAGGCGGUGGUGCGCCCAUUUCGACUGCAAGUCUAGUGAGUGGUGCUUUGGGAGGUGCUAGUUCAAUUGCAAGUUUAACGAGCAUAGGCUCCACUGCCAAUGCCUUUUAUUCUUCGAUUGGAUUAGCACUGAACUCAUUGACGUCCCCCAUAACAGCGGCCGCAGCCGCUGCCUCGGCAACAACGGCUGAAGUUGUUGUUGCAGCAGCCUCCGCCAUUUCGAAUCAUCUUAGCUCACCAACAAGCACUACUCCACCACAUGGGGAACUCGAUGACGACGAUGACUGUGAUGAAGAUGACGACGAAGAGGACGAUGGUGAGGAUGGCAACAUACCCGCUCCCACUCCACGCAAAACUUGGUCUGAAAUAAAAGCUACAGUCAACGAGAUACGGAAACAAAUGUCUAAUCUGUCCAGUAUGGUACCCAGUAGCAUACAAUUUCGCACUCUGUCGGAUGGUAGAGUUCGUUGCUAUUUCUUGAGUACACCACCAAAUGCGUGGGAACCAACGUUGCUCUAUACAGACAUAAAUUUAUCAAAUAUGCCAUCUACGAAUAAUUCGGAUGAUUUAGCAUCGCCAGAUAGCCCUAAUGACAGUGGUAGCAUACGAAUGGGAUCCCCACCACCAUCACAUGCAUCAUCGCCAACGAUGCAAUCGGGUUUCCUGGGCGGUUUUGGUAAUAGUGCCAAAAGACUUCGUUGGAACGUAGUAUUACAACAACCCAUGUCUAUCGCUGCGGCAACAGCAGGGGCAAGUGGCUUAAAUGUUUGGGCAAGGGAGUUCCAACUGAUGCAGGAACGCAAACGACUCUCAACGUGGGGCAUAACAUCAUAUGAAUUGCACAAGCCUAGUGGCAAAAUAGUGUUUCCGUGCUUAAAUGACUUGUACCAAUGUUUGGAUACUGGAUAUAAUAAUAGUCCACUCUUCCCAAUACAACUGCGCACAUGCCCCCAAUGGGCUGCAUUAGAUCCACAAAUAUGUCCACAGAAUUCCGAUUUGAUAGCCUACAUUAGCGGCUGCGACAUUUGGGUAACUCAUACACUCAGUGGCCAUGAGGAACGUCUAACGUUUGCCCACGACGGAAGGCGCACCUUUGCCGAUGAUCCUCUAAGCGCUGGUCUUCCUUCGUAUGUAAUGCAAGAGGAAUUCAGCCGCUAUCAGGGUUAUUGGUGGCAGCCACAUUCGGAUGAUGGCAUAUAUCGCAUAGUUUACGAAGAGGUAGAUGAAUCGGAUGUUUGUCUGUACACCUUCCCAUCAGCACAUGCGGCUCCGGGCGAAAUGGAAGAGUAUAGAUUUCCCAGAACUGGUACACCAAAUGCCAAAUCUAAACUAAAAAUGGUUCAAUUCGUUUUAAACGAAUCUUUGCAAAUCAGUGAUGUAUGUAUUAAAGACUUGCCAUAUUCCUUGUCUGUUGUACUGCCUUGGUUAGAGUACAUUGUGCGCGUAGGCUGGACCAUGGACUCCAAAUAUGUGUGGAUGGCAGGGAUGGAUCGCAAGCAACAGCGUAUGGACUUGUUACUUAUACCAGUAGAUAAUUUCUGUGAAACCUACAGUAGUUCCACUUCAUCACCAUCGGGCUCAACUGAUCAUAGUUGGAAGAGUCCCUUCUGCCGAACGGUAUCUCCCUUGCAGGUCAUAUAUACUCAAAUAUCCGAAUCAUGGAUUAAUGUACAUGACUUGUUACAUUUCCUGGAAAUUACCGACACAACAGUAACCUUUCUUUGGGCCUCCGAAGAGACGGGGUUUCGUCAUUUAUAUCUAGUUACUUCAAGCCUUUGUGCAAAGACAUUAAAUGGCUGCAAUGAUCCUGUUUUGAAUUCAUCUGCUGGUAGUGCUUUCGACAACAGUCAACGCUUAAAGUUCCAUGGUGCGACAAAUUCGUCAGAUAAUCAUGCUGCCGAUAUAAUGGACUCGGCAACACUUCAUCCACGAAUUAUAAAUAAGGUCGCUUUAACUUCCGGGGAAUGGGAAGUGCUGGGCCGCAACCUAUGGGUUGAUAAGGAAAAACAGCUUGUGUACUUUUUAGGCUUAAGAGAAACACCACUCGAAAAACACUUGUAUGUUGUAAGUUUACAAAGGCCGGAACACAUCAGGCAGCUAACUGAACCGGGCUACUCAUACAUGGUGGAAUUCGAUGAGUCAUGUCAAUUAAUGCUUCAAGUUUACUGCAACAUACAACGUUUACCAUCCUGCAAAGUAAUGCGUUUGGUGCAGACAUGCCAAAAUGGUGGAGUAAAUGGCAUUCAUCUUUCAUUGAUGGGCUAUUUACACGAAGGUGGCAAACCCGAACCUCAGUAUUGUCCCCAAAUCUAUUCGCCUCAACUGCCUUCGGGUGAGAUUGUGUAUGCGAUGGUUUUUAAACCUCACAAUUUCCAAUUGGGUGUAAAAUAUCCUACGGUAUUAAAUGUUUAUGGUGGACCUGAAGUGCAGACUGUUAAUAAUACAUUCAAGGGUAAACAUCAGUUGCGAAUGCAUAUGCUGGCUGCUCAGGGUUAUUGUGUUAUUUGUAUAGAUUCGAGAGGUUCCCGACAUCGCGGCAUUAAAUUUGAAAGUCACAUACGCUGUCGCAUGGGCCAAGUGGAAUUAAACGAUCAAGUGGAUGCUUUAAAAAUUCUUGCUGACCAACUAGGUUAUAUUGAUAUGAAUCGAGUGGGAAUCCAUGGUUGGUCAUACGGAGGCUAUUUAAGUCUCAUGGGCUUAGUGCAUUAUCCAAACAUAUUUAAGGUAGCCAUAGCUGGUGCGCCAGUCACAAAUUGGGAAUACUAUGAUACGGGCUAUACAGAACGUUACAUGGAUUUGCCACAAAACAAUAAGCACGGUUAUACGGCUGGUUCGGUGCUCAAUUACAUUCAUUCAUUUCCCGAAGAAGAUAACCGAUUAUUGCUGAUUCAUGGCCUCAUCGAUGAAAAUGUACAUUUUUUCCACACAUCUCAGCUGAUAAAUGCCUUGAAUAAAGCCAAUAAACCCUAUACACUGCAUAUAUUUCCCGACGAACGGCACUCGUUGCGGAAUCUGGAAUCCAAUAAGAAUUAUGAGACAAAAUUGUUGUCAUUUCUGCAAAACCUAUAAAAAGCAAGCAAAGCAACACAUUCGGAGACACAUUUGUUUGUUGUUGAUGAUGAAUGCAGCGCAGCGCAGCGCAGCCAGCAAUUCUACACACACAUCAAUCAAUAUAAUACCUAUAUAUACAUAUAUAAACUUGAGAUUUUCGGCGUUAAAUAUGUACAUUCAGAUCAAUUUGUUGUAUUUGUUUCAAACCCUCUGUAUCCAUCCCUGCAACCCUACCAACCCUCUCUUCCUAUUCUGCGUACUCUCUAAUUUUACUUUCUCAACAAGAAAAAAUGCUUCUUUUUAGUGGCUGUUACAAUUUAAUGCAAUAUGCAAUGAUAUUCUCUUUUUUCUUUUUUCUUUUUUUUUUGUUUUAAUUAUUUUUAUUUUUUAAACUGAUUACUGAAAAUAUUAUUCCAGGAAUGUCAUCAUCGAUGAGAUUUAGUGAAAAGCAAAACAAAAAAAAAAAACAAAACAAAUGCAUAUGCAAACCUACCCCCUACACCCCAUUAACAGGGGCAAAGUGUUUAAUUAAUUAUUGAAGAAGACAACCUGUUAUUUAAUUGUGCUCGUUCGAAAUUUAUUUCAAUAUAUUUUUGUAAUUUAAAUAAACAUAAA